Molecule: messenger RNA, 1158 nt
Organism: Talaromyces amestolkiae
Lineage: Eukaryota; Fungi; Ascomycota; Eurotiomycetes; Eurotiales; Trichocomaceae
Exons: 1
Coding region: 1-1158 (385 amino acids)
Biological process (GO): DNA replication, removal of RNA primer
Molecular function (GO): RNA-DNA hybrid ribonuclease activity; nucleic acid binding
Source: RefSeq, a predicted model, not a curated record
AUGGUGAUUCCUCAAUUGCGGCGACAGCUCACAGAGUGUAUUGGUACAGAAGACACGUCAACGGUGUACGCCGCGGAGGCAUGUGGGAUACGAUUCGCGUUGCAAACGCUGAUACGAUUCGCGGAAGAUGAUACGCGUCUUAAAAAGGUGGCAAUCUUUUCGGAUAGUCAGGCAGCGCUCCGAGCAAUGCUCAAUCCAAAGAUGAGCUCGGGUCAAGUAUAUAUCCAGGACUGUAUUGAAUCGUACUGGGAAUGCGUGGAAAUGGGUAUCGACGUGGUUUUGUAUUGGAUUCCAGGUCACGAAGGCAUUCCCGGGAACGAAGCAGCAGAUCGAGCAGCGAAACGUGCAGCAAUGAUGGGCGCACGACGACAAGUCGUACCAGGCGAUAUCAAGAAUUGGACCAUGCUCGGCGCUGCGGCACGUCGCCGCAUUCGCCGUGAAGUCCACGAUACAUGGAUAAAAGCGUGGAACAAGCAAAAGAGUGGAAAACCUACCAGAAAGCUGAUUCCGCGACCAUCCAAGAGCAUUUUCCAGUAUUGGGCUGGGCUACGCAAAGCCACGUCCUCAAUCUUGAUACAGCUUCGUACGGAGCGAAUCGGAUUGGCGCAAUAUCUCUGGCGUAUCAACAAACGUGACAAUCCGCAAUGCAGCUGUGGACUAUCAGGUCAAUCUAUACGUCAUAUUCUGCUCGUAUGCCCGCUCUACGCGGACGAGCGAGCACUCAUGUGGACGCGCAUCAAAGGCUUCCGACGGACCACCGAUUUGCAAGCGCUAUUGGGUGAGAAGAAAGCUGCAGUCGCGAUCGCUCAGUUCAUCCAAGAUACGGGGAUCUUACCUCAAUUUGCCGGCGCGGAUCCGCAAGCAAUGGGCACAAUAGAGCAAGAUAUCGAACCAAGCGACGAGGGCACUGACUUGGUUACACACAUUACAACGCUCCCAGGUGACGUGAGCGCCAGGUCUGCUCACUCACCCGUAAGGACCAAUAACGAUACAGAUAUUAGCUUAGGACCAAUACAAAGCGAGCCAGUUGACGAGAACGAACGUGGGGAUGAGUGCGGAGAUGUAAACGUACGAAUGGGUGAGAAUCCGUACGUUGGGGACGUACAGGCGGAUGUAGGAAUUGGUGCACGUACACGCGCGAUUGAUAUGUGGGAUUGA